GUGGAAAACGCAAACAAACUUUUAUAUACAUUUUUUUUUUACUGAUUAAAGCUAAAUAAACCUAAAAUUGAAUUUUAAUUGUGAUACCCUAUAAAACAGAUGAGCUGCGUACUACAUAUAAUGAUUUUGUUCUCGAAUGAAACCUAGUUAGUAAGUAGUAAGAAACUGGCUAAGACAGAAUUGAAAUGGGUGAUUAUAACCAUGGGAUGGUGAUCAAAGUAGAUGAAGAAAAUGAUGAUGUAAAAGAGGAAUUUACCGAAACCUUGGUGGAAAAAAUUGAACCUUAUUAUAUUGCAAAUUCUUCUGACGUUUGUUCUCCAACAACCCACAACAACAGUCUUCAACAAAACACUAAUGAUGAUCCAUAUAAAUUUAAAGAAGAAGGAGGCGACCUGAGCAUUAAAAUUGAAGUAGAAGAAGAAAAUGAACAGUCAGAAAGGGAACAAAAUACAAUCGAUGGGAAUGCAUACUAUUUUGGAAAAAUAUGGAAUGAAACGUUGGUCAAAAUUGAAGUAGAUUUGGACGAAAUACAGUCAUUUAUUUGUGAAUUAUGUAAAAAGUCUUUUAUUACAAAAAAGAGAGUGGCCCAACACAUAUCUCAAUUACAUAGUGCACAUUCAACCGUCCAGAAGAAUUUUUCAUCUAAAUCCAAGAACACAGAACACCGACGCGUGCACUCUGGUAAAAAGUCAUACAAAUGUGACGUAUGCCUAAAGCUCUUUUCUGUCAAGUACAACCUCAAAAUACACAAACGAGUGCACACAGGAGAAAAGCCCUACAAAUGUGACUUAUGCCUGAAGUCCUUUUCUGUAAAAUGCCACCUCACACAACAUGAAAGCGUGCACACUGGUGAAAAGCUCUACAAAUGCGAUGUAUGCCUAAAGUCAUUUUCUCAGAUAUCGGUACUCGCAACACAUAAACGCGUGCACACGGGUGAAAAGCCCUACAAAUGUGACGUAUGCCCAAAGUCUUUUUCUGUAAAAUACAAUCUCAGCAUACACAAACAUGUUCACACAGGUGAAAAGCCCUACCAAUGUGCGUUGUGCAUGAAAUCUUUUUCUGUAAUUUCGAACCUCGCACAACACGAACGCGUGCACACCGGUGAAAAACCUUACAGUUGUAACGCGUGUUCAAAGACAUUUUCUCAAAAAGCCCACCUCGCACAACACAAACGCUUGCACACUGGUGAAAAGCCCUUCAGUUGUGACAUGUGCUCUAAGUCAUUUCCUCAGUCAUCGGCACUUAGAGUACACAAAUGCGUUCACACUGGCGGAAAGCUGUAGUAAUGUGCUGUGUACUUGAAUUCAUUUACUAGAAACACAACAUUUAGUUUUCACACAUUUUCUAGAAUAAUCAUUAAUGUACAUUUUUUAGACUUUUUAACUAUCAGUUUGUAAAUUAAUAGAGUACAGUACCUCUAGGUGUUUAAGUGAUUUUAUGUUAAAGACAAGAUAAAUGUGUUUUAUAGUUGAUUAACUAAACAGAAUUUCUUUUGCGAUUGUUUGAAA
Molecule: messenger RNA, 1508 nt
Organism: Adelges cooleyi (spruce gall adelgid)
Lineage: Eukaryota; Metazoa; Arthropoda; Insecta; Hemiptera; Adelgidae
Product: zinc finger protein 239-like
Exons: 4
Coding region: 186-1283 (365 amino acids)
Biological process (GO): regulation of transcription by RNA polymerase II
Molecular function (GO): RNA polymerase II cis-regulatory region sequence-specific DNA binding; DNA-binding transcription factor activity
Source: RefSeq, a predicted model, not a curated record